UCUAAGCCAGUUUUUUUUUUGUAAAAGGAAAUACAAGAAUCUCGUUACAAAAGAGUGCUCAUCAACCACUUGAUCUUUUUGUUUCAAUUUGCAAUUCAAUUUCAGUUUCAGAAAUUUCGUUCUAAGCCUUUCUUCAAGAUUUUCACCUUACAUACUUGUAAAUCUUGUAGCCGUUUCCAUCUUCAUGCAUUCCUCUUGUUGACUGGGUUUCUUUUCUUAUUGUUUGGGACUUUUUUCUCAUUCUUGGAAUCCUAGAGUUUGUCUUUUAGCUUUUGUUAUAUGGUUCAAGAAAAUAUUUGCUCUUGAACCAAGAUCCUUUUGAUUGCUUUGAUUCUUCUUCCAUGCGAUCUUCUUUUCUUUAUAUAAAAACAUCUAAACUUUGUGCUUCGAGGGCUACACCAUUUUUGAAUGAUUCUGAUCUUUAUCCCAGAGAAAUAGAUACAAGGCUAGUUGUUUAUACACCUGGAGAUGGCUAACAUCUGCACAGUGAUGUCCGAAUCAGAGAUUACUUCACUUAAGGACGCACUUUGUGCUCAGCAGAAGCUUCUGCAGAAGCUUUACGUUGAGUUGGAUGCAGAAAGAGAAGCUUCUGCCACUGCAGCCAGUGAAGCUUUAUCUGUGAUAUUGCGUCUACAAGGAGAGAAGGCUGCGGUCAAAAUGGAGGCGGAGCAGUAUAAGAGAUUGGCGGAGGAAAGGAUGUGUCAUGCUGAGGAAUCUUUCGCAUUAAUUGAAGAUAUGAUCACCGAGAAAGAAAUGGAGGUGGCCGAGUUAGAUUAUCAAGUCCAAACCUAUAGGUAUCAGCUGAUGAGCAUGGGUUUCGAUGUUCCUUCUGGUGAUGAUAUGAACAUUCCUGAAAACCUAUUGCACAGACACGAAUGUGUAUCCGGAGAAACAUGCCUUCACUUGAAAUGCAAGAAGGCUUUGCUCGACUUAGAAGGUUCCACUAAUGUAGAUGUAGAUGUAUUUUCUAAGCCUGUAGAGGAGGAACAGUCGGGCCAGGAAACAAACGAGUGUUCCUCGUUUGUCUCAGGUUCAGAGAGGAAGGUUGAUGGUUCAACUCAUGAAGGCAUGUUUUCUUAUGCCGAGCAGAUAAAGGAGUUAGAGGUUUUGGUAAAAGAUAUGACAGGAGCUAACGUAACAGGCUCUGUUAGUGAAGCCCUGAUUCCAGCCAUUUCUAAAAAGCCAAGUCUAGCAAAUCUAUCUUCAUAUUCAGGAGAUUCAUCACAAGACACUAAAGCUGUUCAUUCCCCUCGUCCUCCAAUGGUACAUGAUGUCUUUGAGGUUCCGCAGGUUGACCAGUUACCCAUAUCUUAUGAAGCUGGCAAAGCCAGUGAGAUCCUUGAGAUCCGAGACGAAGCUCAACCAUCAAGCAAAGUUUGUCAAGCUAGCCAAGAUCCCGAAUCUGUGAAAAAGAUUGCCAAAAAUGAACCUGACUGGCUGAAGAAGCUACUGGACUCGACUGACCACGACAAAAAUCUAUGUAAACCAAGUGAUAUUGCUGCUAUUGAUCGCGGGAUUGUCCAACCUACAGCAAGUGGUGACGUUGCUUUUGUCAAACCAAGAACGCGUACUAAUGUAUCUGAAUCCAAUUUUGAUCAACUUGAGAGGAAUCCAGAGAUGACGGCACAAGCUUCAGAGAGAGAGGAAGAGCUGAUACUGUUGAAAGAGAUCUGGAAGAAACUAAGUUUGUUACAGGAUCAGAUUGCCAUUCAGAAAGUGAAAGUGAAGAAAUCUUUCCCAGCCAACGAGCCAUCCUUGCAACCUCUAGCUGAGAUGAUGGUCUCCUUUUGGCUUUGAUGAAGCAGUGAAUUACAGAAAUCUGACAUUCACAUUCAGACAUCUCUAUGUUAGAAUGUCAUAUCUUUCUCUAUUCUACCUCACCAACAUCUGAUUUGUUUGUAAAAGAAUCUUCACUUACAGUAUUGUAGUCCAAGGCGGGGUUGAUACGAUCUGCCCAGCUGAUGAAGCGUAUUGCCAGCUGCAAGAUGCUCACUUUGUACAGAUUCAGUAGUAUCCACCCUUCUUAUUUUUUUUUUCUACUUACAGAAGAGAGUUUAUUUCUAUUUUUUCACACUUUCUGAUGUAUACACCUGUAUCUGGAAAGCGUUUUCGUUGUUUUCAGCCACAAUAUUUGGGUAGCUGUCAUACGAUGUAAUUGUGUAACACCCGUUGCGUUACACAAGAUGCUUGU
This is a messenger RNA of Salvia hispanica, 2191 nucleotides long. RefSeq lists its product as uncharacterized. NCBI's taxonomy places the organism in Eukaryota, Viridiplantae, Streptophyta, Magnoliopsida, Lamiales, Lamiaceae. The record is from RefSeq and is a predicted model, not a curated record.